ACAGAUCAGCGGAUCACCGCAAUGAUGUCUGUUCCUUCCUAAGAACAUGGCAAGGCCGCUCUUUGGUCUUCCUCUGGAACUGGUAAUCCGGUCUCUCUCUCUCCCUCCGAAAGAUUCCCGCGCAGCCCAACAGUUUGUCCCCUUGCCAAGAUUGAGGUGUAGAGAUCUCAUAAUGUACAAGAAAACAAACAACAAUUACUAAUCAAAAGUUGAAAAAAAUAUGAUCAUGCCUCCUCAAUCUGCUGAUACUUUGUCAGAAUUCGAGUACAGGCCUGAGUCAGCUACUCGUUGCACUCCCUCAGAUCUCUGAUAUUGUUUUCCACUCUUGUUAGUUUCCAGGUAAUCGAAAGGCCUCCAAAGCUCGAAGCUUUCUGCGAAUCCUGUUGUCAGGAUAGAGUCUAUAAGCUUUCGAGUGCGGCCUGGUUUAGAGGUGAUCUGGAAAUGAUCUGAGGUCGGGUGUUUGGAGUUGCUGCUAAACGGUUGUGUUGUUGGGCGAUUCGUGUAUCUGAAGGAGCAGGGGAGGAAAAGCUUGGAGAGAUGAACGGGGCUGUGCUUGUCGCGAUUGUUGCUACGGUCGGGAAUCUGUUGCAGGGAUGGGAUAAUGCUACUAUUGCAGGGGCUGUUCUCUACAUCAAAAAGGAAUUCAAGCUUGAGACUGCACCUACAAUUGAGGGCCUCAUCGUGGCCAUGUCCCUCAUUGGAGCCACAGCCAUCACAACCUUCUCGGGGCCUGUAUCUGACUCUGUAGGGCGCCGUCCGAUGCUCAUAGCCUCCUCCCUCUUCUACUUUACCAGCGGACUUGUGAUGUUGUGGGCCCCGAAUGUGUACAUCCUCCUCCUUGCAAGGCUCCUUGAUGGGUUUGGGAUUGGGCUAGCCGUCACCCUUGUGCCCGUCUACAUCUCUGAGACAGCCCCACCAGAGAUACGCGGGUCCCUCAACACCCUCCCUCAGUUCAUGGGCUCGGGUGGAAUGUUCUUCUCCUAUUGUAUGGUCUUCAGCAUGUCGCUUUUGGACUCACCGAGCUGGAGGCUCAUGCUUGGUGUCCUCUCCAUCCCAUCCUUAAUCUACAUUGCGCUGUCUCUCUUCUUCUUGCCCGAGUCUCCCAGGUGGCUUGUGAGCAAAGGUCGCCUGGCCGAGGCUAGUAGGGUUCUUCAGAAGCUGCGGGGCCGAGAAGAUGUUUCAGGUGAGCUGGCUUUGCUAAUCGAAGGCCUUGGAGCUGGGAACAAGGCGUCACUGGAAGAGUACAUGAUUGUACCAGCAGAUGAUAUGACCGACCUGAAGGAGACUGGUUCCGAGGCUGAUGAGAGGCAUCAGUCAUGGAUUGCGAAGCCCGUGACUGGGGCUCAUAGCUCUCUGAUCUCUCGCCACGGGAGCAUGAUGAGCCAGGGCAUCCUAGCCCAGGUUGACCCGCUUGUGACCCUCUUCGGGAGCAUCCAUGAGAAGAUGCCCGAGACAGGCAGUAUGCUGUUCCCAUCCAUGGGCAGCAUGUUGGGGUUGACAACCGAGAAUACGCCCAAGAACGACCAUUCCGAUGACGAGAGCCAGAAGGGCAAUCACGAUUCUCAUAUUGAGGUGGGAGCAGACUCAGAUGAUAAUCUGAGAUGCCCACUGCUGACCCGUCAAGCUCAGAGUGGGCAGGCAGGGAGCAUGGUAGGAGGGGAACAGGUGAGUGGGGUGGAAAUUGGUGGCGGGUGGCAGUUGGCCUAUAAUCGCAACGAAGAUGGCAGAACUGAAAGGAUCUACUUCCACCCUGAGGGCGGGCCAGGAGCCAUGUCAAGGCGUGGUUCUGUGAUCUCAAUCUCGGGAGACAACCUGGCUGAUGAAGGUGAGUUCGUGCAUGCUGCUGCCCUUGUGAGCCAAUCUGCUCUAUGCUCCAACGAAGUCCUGUUAGGCAAGGUCCCAACGAUGACAUAUAUCCCUGAGACUCCCACGAGCGGGCCAGGCUGGAGCGAUCUUUUCGAGCCUGGGGUCAAGCGUGCCUUACUAGUUGGUAUCGGGAUUCAAAUUCUUCAGCAGUUUUCGGGCAUCAAUGGGGUUCUGUACUACACUCCGCAAAUCCUUGAGCAAGCAGGUGUUGGAGUUCUUUUAUCAAACCUUGGCCUCAGAGCGGAUUCUGCUUCUCUGCUUAUUAGCGGCCUCACAACUCUCCUGAUGCUUCCUGCCAUUAUCGUCGCCAUGAGGCUCAUGGAUGUCUCAGGAAGAAGGUCUUUGCUGCUCUCGACCAUCCCCGUACUAAUCCUGACCCUCCUUGUCCUCGUCUUUGGGAGCAUAGUAAAUCUGGGAUCGGUCGUGAGCGCUGCUAUUUCCACCACCAGCGUUAUCCUCUACUUCUGCUUCUUCGUGAUGGGCUUCGGCCCAAUCCCCAACAUCCUCUGUGCUGAGAUCUUCCCAACUCGGGUCCGAGGGAUCUGCAUUGCACUGUGCGCCCUCACUUUCUGGAUCUGUGAUAUCAUUGUGACUUACAGCCUUCCUGUGAUGCUCUCCUCAUUUGGGCUCAGUGGUGUCUUCGGAAUUUAUGCAGUCGUAUGUAUUCUCUCGUGGGUGUUCAUCUUCCUAAAGGUUCCUGAGACGAAGGGCAUGCCUCUUGAGGUUAUCUCCGAGUUCUUCGCAGUAGGGGCUAAGCAAGAAGCUUGAGGAUCCAAAAACCUUGAUCAUUGUCAUCAUUUUGUAGUUUGAAGAACCUCUUUUCAGUUGUUCGACCGACCGAUUCUUUUUUCUUCCCCUUUCUACAUUGUAUUUAAUCAGAGUAGAGACCAUUCGGAUUAAUAGGUAAAUGCUAUGAAAGGAGGAUCUGCAGAGUUGCAUUUAUUUUUAUUUUUUUUAA
Punica granatum (pomegranate) is the source of this 2824-nucleotide messenger RNA. The record is from RefSeq and is a predicted model, not a curated record. NCBI's taxonomy places the organism in Eukaryota, Viridiplantae, Streptophyta, Magnoliopsida, Myrtales, Lythraceae.